CUACAACACAACCCACCCACCCACCAAUCAACAAUACCAUACCAACGAAUCCACUCUCAACCCCCUCUCAUCCUCACCUUUAUAUCCUCCUUCUCCAACCAUCUACACAAAAAUAACAACAACCCCACCACCCCGACCAAUCCAAACAAAAUGGACCCCCGACACUCCCAAACCUCACCAAUCCCACCACCACCACCCCCCAAAGAACCCUCAUUAACACCAACAACGCACCUCAAACCACCACACACCCAGCCUCACUCCCACCAUCACCACCACCAACAACCCCACCCACACCCACACCCACGCCCCUCCCAAUCGCACCCUCCCGUCCGCGCCCCCAUAACCGCGCACCCCAGCGCCACAAUCUCCGAAACGACUCUCAUCCAAGGCUCGCACCCGAUCUCCAUCGGCUCGGGAACCAUAAUCCACCCACGAGCAAGAAUCUACUCCCACGAAGGUCCCAUCAUUAUCGGAAACGGAUGCAUAAUCAGCGAGAAGAGUGUUAUUGGGGCGCCGUUACCACCACCACCACCUGCCCCUGCCUCGUCCUCAUCCUCACAAGGAGACGAGAAACCCAUCCUGCCGACACGGAUUUCCUCGAACGUGACUAUCAGUCCCUGUGCGCAGGUUCUCCCAGGGGCACAUAUCCAUUCAUGUUGCGGGAUCGAAGCGCAUGCUGUUGUUGGACGGCGGGCGGUGAUAGGGUCCCAUUCGAGGGUUUGUGCCGGGUGUGAGGUUGCGCCGGGGGAUGUGGUGAAGGAGUGGAUGGUUGUUUGGGGGGGUGCGGGUGGGAGUGAGGGGCAGAGGAGACGGGUGAGGGUUACGGGGAAGGUGGAGUCGAGUUUGAAUGUUGGGGCGAAUGCGAAUACUGGGAAUGGGGGGCUGGAGGGGAGGGUGAUUGAGGAUGCGAGGUUGAUGGUGUUGCAGAAGGAGAGGGAGGCGUUGGUGAGGUUGAUUGGUGGGAGGAGGAGGUAGAUCGGAUAUUAUGUUUUGAUAUGAGGGUUGAGUUGGGGAGAUGGGGAUUGAAGAUUAGGUUAGUGGAGGGGAUAUCCAUGGAAAGGGAGCGGUUGUUAUGGUUGAUACAUGUGUUUCCUGCUCUAUACCCAUCAAUAUGAUAUUAUCACUACAGGUUCUGUACAUUUGACAGUACCCUAAACAUCUAAGCU
Molecule: messenger RNA, 1166 nt
Organism: Aspergillus sclerotioniger CBS 115572
Lineage: Eukaryota; Fungi; Ascomycota; Eurotiomycetes; Eurotiales; Aspergillaceae
Product: transferase hexapeptide domain protein
Exons: 1
Coding region: 151-975 (274 amino acids)
Biological process (GO): mitotic spindle organization
Cellular component (GO): dynactin complex
Molecular function (GO): dynein complex binding
Source: RefSeq, a predicted model, not a curated record